Messenger RNA from Andrographis paniculata, 988 nucleotides. RefSeq names its product protodermal factor 1-like. The transcript is spliced from 3 exons. Lineage: Eukaryota; Viridiplantae; Streptophyta; Magnoliopsida; Lamiales; Acanthaceae. The record is from RefSeq and is a predicted model, not a curated record. Bases 33 to 731 code for a protein of 232 amino acids.
ACAUAUAUCUUGGUCGUCUUUUGCAGAAGAAUAUGGAGAGAAAGAUUGCUGUUCUUGUUGCAUUGCUGAUCCAAAACUGGAUCAUCAUCCCUGCAAUGGCGGCUGCUAGCUUUGACGAUCAGAAGAACUUCUUCUUCCCACCUUACCCUUAUCCAGGAAUUUCUCCCCCAGUUUCAUACCCGUCUCCUCCAACACAUGCUAACCACGGCGGUGGCGGUGGCGGCGGCGGCACACAGCAUCACCCCCAUACUCCAUCCCCGCCAGGAGGCGGCGGUGGAAGUGGUGGCGGAGGAUACCAUCAUCCUCCUCCAGGGACGACGGCGACUCCCGGAGUAGUGACACCACCACCAUCACCGCUGCUUCCAUUAAAUCCAAACUCGCCGCCAUUCACGUGCACUUACUGGAGGAAUCACCCGACGCUGAUUUGGGGAUUGAUGGGGUGGUGGGACACCAUGACCACCGCAUUCGGCGUCGGCAGCUUGCCGGCGGCGGGGCCCGGAGCUCGUAUGAACUUGCUCCAGGCCCUUUCGAAUACGCGCAAAGACGGCUUCGGACAGCUCUACAGGGAAGGAACAGCAGCUUUGCUCAACUCCAUGAUCGAUCACACCAAGUUUUCUUACACGAGCUCGCAAGUCAGGGACGCCUUUGUUGCUUCGCUUACCUCAGAAAAGGCUGCUGCAGCUCAAGCACGUCUCUUCAAGCUCGCAAACGAAGAUGGAAGAAGAUCAUAGAUCUGAUCAGAUCAGUCAAGACUCGAUUCUGAUCCCCAAUUAGGUCAUUUCUCUACAGUUUAUCGACGUUGCAGCUUAUUCUAAGUUUCUUACCCUAAUUGUUUUUGAGUUUUUGGUAUGAUGUUUUUAAUUUAUUUAAUUUCAUUUCCUGUUGCAAUUUGGGUGUAAUGUUUAAGGGUCGUUAUGGAGACCUAACCAACGUGCAUCUUGCCUUUAUAGUUCUUGAAUUGCAGUGAUUAAUGUUUGUUGCAUUUUAG